AUGCCUGGACCCGACGACGACGUAAGAGAACCGACCGCAGCCGCCAGAACAAACAACAGCGGCUACGGCCUCAGAGCAGCGCCGAGCUCCAUCACUUCGGGUCUGGAUAGUGUCGUAAGCGUAAACAGCUAUCGAUCCAGCGAACUGAACGCUGAGGAAGUGAACGUCGACGACCAGGAGUGCGCUGACAGCGACAUCCUCGAAUCCCCGAACGACGGGAUGACCAUCAUGAACGACGACGACGCCGAUCUGAGCGAGGAAGAGGAGGAAGUCAUGGAAAACUCCAUCGACUUCUCCGUAAACCGAGCCACUGUCACAAAAGCAGGCGUCAUUCCGUGCUGUGUGUUCGUGGGUAGAGUACGCUGGGGCACCACAGACUGGGAGAUCUACUUCGGCCAGAAACAACUACUACGUCUGCAUUUCAACCUGCACUUGUACAGUCUAUUCAACAGACACAAGCUCCUGCGUGGAGUGCAUCUACCUUGUACGAUCUGGCGUGAAAAACGCGCCGAGAAACGCGUGAUGGACGUGUACGUCGUGCAGGAUUACAUCCGACAGCUACUCAAAGACCGGGACUUGAGGAACUCGGAGCCUCUGUUGUCAUUCCUAGAGGUCAGUCCGUCACGAGCUAUGCUACGUCUAGGACCUUCGCUGAAGGAGGGCUACGUGCACAUGCGCAUCAACGGACCGUUCCAGUUGCCACUGUACACGUGCUUUAACCGCACGAUUGAAGCUCUGUAUCGACAUCUGUAUCGAGCGUGGAUGCGUAUCGCGUUCGUGUCAGCGAUCGUGGGCUUUAUAUUCCCCAUCUGUCUGGUGAUCGUGACAAGUUUGCCGACUUUUUUCUCGCCUCAGAAGGAGCUAGUGAACUCGGAUUCAGGCACAAAGGAGGUGUCGACAAAGCUGAAUACAGCGGGGGUUUUCCUGGGUCUAGCGGUGCUGGGAGGUAUUCUUUUCUUUGCAGUGUUCGUGUACAAGUUCUUCCAGCAUCGACUUGGUGUCAUUCGGCGGUGGGUUGUGCUGAAACCUUCGUGCUUUGCGGCGUACCGGAAUCGCAAUGACAGAGAGCCGAGUGAGGUGUUCUUGUUCGACAAGAACUUUACAGCGAGGAAAGGAAGCUACAGACAAGGUGUGAGCUGGAUGCCGAGUGGGUUGGUCGUGGGUAGUAAAGCGGGAGAUAUCGAGAUCGACACGGGACAUUACUACACUCGACUGACUGCGUUCGUUGCUCUCAUGGGCGUCUGCUACGGCAUCAUGCGGCUCUCGAACAGCAUCUACGACUUCGAGUACCUGAGUCUGGACAAGAGUAUGGGUGUACCCAUUACGAACGCGUCAGGGUAUGAGAACUGGACUGAGAGUCGUGACGCUGAGUAUUGUGGAUACUACUUCAUUGUACCCAAAGGCACGACCGUGUACGUGGAGAGUAAAGACGACAGCGCUGUGAUCUCGCAGCUGCAGAUGCCAUCGUCGAAUUCGAUGACGGCAAACCUCGGCUUUUUCUGGCAAAGUGACAGUAUGGGCUACAGCUUGAACGUAAUCACGAAUGCAGUGGGGGCAGGCACGAUGGUGAGUGUAGUGAAGCCAAUCGAUGCGAAGAACGAUCGAUUCUUCGAGUCUGGUACGAAUUACUCGAUGCCGACCGUGGGGAACUUGACGCUGGAAGGUGUGAAGACAGAUAUCGACGUACAGAGCUUCAGCAAUGUCGAAAGUUUCUGUGCGAUUACUGUGCGAAUCGCUCCUCUCACGUGGCGGUCGUACGUCUACUACAUUCUGUUCCUGUUUGCUGGAGGCAUCAUCGCGCCUGUUGUUGGCUUCCUGGCCAACUAUUUCGUUACGUAUCUUGGCAUUUGGCACCCUCAUGUGCGUCGAGACCAUUGGUUCCGAUGUGUGCGCCGUCUGCAGAAGCUGAAGCGCCAGGAAACAUCAACGCGGUUUAAUUCGUUCGCACCUCAACAUAUCAGCACUAUUGACGACGACGAGAGUGCAACGAUCACUGCUAAGGCGAAGGCGGCUAAGCUUGCUAUCGGAAAUACGCCCACCAGCAACAUCAAUCAGGUCGUGGAUUCGGUGGUCAAGCAGGAAGCGGAGACGGCCUCUCGCAUGGGCACGGGGAAUCUGGCACCUGCCUCUAGUCGUGUUGACAGCAGUACGCAGUCUGAAGACUCAUUUGAAGCCCCAAAGCCUCCUCCUAGCUCUGUGAGCUGGCAUGUGGAUGCAGAAGAUACGUAUGCGGCUAUGUACAAGGCCAUCUCGAACGCAAAGUACGAGAUCCUAAUUGCUGGCUGGUGGGUGUGUCCGGAUCUGUUUUUGCUGCGUCCAGGCCGAAAGCUUCCGCCUCGCGAAGCUGACGAGGAUCCUGACGGACAACAAGUGAACAAGACGAUGCUACGCCAAGUGUUGAUGAAGAAAGCGGAGGCUGGCGUCAAGAUCUACGUUUUGAUUUAUCGAGAGGUCAAGCUGGCUCUUACGCUGAACAGCGCAUACACAAAGCGCAGUCUAAUGGUGCAUCCGAACAUUCGAGUUCUUCGUGACCCCAUUUUCCAGAUCCAAAGUCUCGGAUUCUGGUCUCACCACGAGAAAAUUGUCUGCAUCGAUCAGUCUCUGGCGUUCGUGGGUGGACUGGACUUGUGCUUCGGUCGAUAUGACCACCACGGUCACCCGAUUAGUGACCCUAGUGACGACCCGGUCUGGACAGGCAAGGACUACUCGAAUCCGAUUAUUAAGGACUUUGUGCGUGUCAACAAGCCAUUCGAGGACCUCAUUGAUCGCGCUUCGCAGCCGCGAAUGCCUUGGCAUGACGUACACUGCAGUAUUUCGGGACCGCCAGUGCAGGACGUGGCGUAUCACCUCAUUCAGCGAUGGAACUUUGUGUGCUCCAAGAAUGACUACCAGCUGCGUACUGGCUGGUGCAUCUGCUUUCGCUCUCGACGGUUUAAAUUCCUCCCGAAGUGUCUGGUGCCCAUGGACUUUAACGGAUGGACGCUACAGUACCCGUCGUCAGACCCUGAACCUAUGCGCGAUGGCUCUACACGGACAACUAUCCCUCUUGUUCGUGAGGACUCGUUGAGUAUGGUCGAGCCUUUCCAAGUGGUGCAGUCUGUAAACCCUAUGUAUCCGUGCACUGCAACGGGUCCUCAAUGGCCGCCAACCUCUUCGUUGCACCCAAUCAACCCGAUGCGGCCACCCCUCACGAGUGCUUCGACCACUACGGGUCCGCUAGACGACGGUGAGGUGCUGCGUGCUCAGCGUGGCGAGUCGAUUCUGCAAGUGUUCCACCCAAGUGCCAACAUUUGCAACAUUCAGGUAUGUCGCUCAGUGUCCAUGUGGUCAGCGGGUGUGCCUACUGAGGCUAGUAUUCAAGCGGCCUACAUGGAUGUGAUCGCCAAUUCGAAGCACUUCUUGUAUAUCGAGAACCAGUUCUUCGUGUCAGGAAUGGACGGCAACGGAAUCGUACGCAAUCGGAUCUUGCAAGCCUUAGUGGAUCGUAUCGAACGUGCUGUCCAGCGUGACGAGAAGUUCCGAGUGUAUGUGGUGAUGCCACUGCUACCAGCUUUUGAGGGCAACAUUCGUAGUCACGAGCUCACAAACCUUCACGCGGUAAUGCAUUGGCAGUUUGCAACUAUUUGUCGUGGGCGGUACAGCUUAUUCGAGGCGCUGAAGGGCGUGACAAACCACCCUGAGAACUACGUAGCUUUCUUUGGAUUGCGCAAGUACGGCAUUAUGCCGAACGGUUGUGCAGCCACUGAGCAGAUCUACAUUCACAGUAAGCUCAUGAUCGCUGACGAUCGAUGUGCCAUCCUCGGCAGUGCGAACAUCAAUGACCGUAGUAUGAACGGUGAUCGCGACUCGGAAAUUGCCCUGGUGAUUGAGGACAUGCAGUAUGAAGACGGUGUGAUGAAUGAGAAGCCUUAUCGACGAGGUGUGGCGGCCAGCAAGCUUCGCUUACAGCUCUUCCGCGAGCACCUCGGUCUGGCUGAUGAUGAUCUCUCUGUGGCGGACCCUACGUCGGAUCACACUUGGCAGGCCAUCAAGUCAACUGCCUCAAGCAACACCAAGAUCUUCGAGGCCGUGUUCGACUGUGCACCUUCCAACCGUAUGCGUGCGUUUGUCAACUUUCAGAGUAUCGAAGUGACGCAAAUCUUUGAGAACCAACGUAUGAAUGUGCUUAAGGUCCCCGGGCGAUCUCAUGUGUGGGAUGCUCAGAACCUGAAAGACGGAGACUAUGCGCCAUGGACUGACGUCAACGGUGUGCCCAUUGCGGCCGAUCGAGUGGAUCUGAGAGAUUUCGAGGUGGACAACUACAGAGACAAGAAGAAGAAACUCUUCUCUAUGGAUCACGAUGGCUGGUGUUAUGCGCGUAACUUCUCCAUUUUCCAGGAGGUACGCACAAUGAAGACGGACUACAAGAAGCGAGAGAAGCUCCAGCAUCUCGUAGCGGAUCGUUUGAUGGCUCAAGUGCGUCGACGUCGGUGGGUCAAGAAGGGCUUGCUACCGCCUCGAGAUCCUCGUGAAAGCUCGUUCAGUCUUGCCAGUGACGACGAGGAGCACGGACGCUUCUACUCACUGUGGCGAAGAUUGCAGCAGGGCGAUUUCAGCCGCUCCAACUCGGUCAGUACGCCGACAAAUUUCAGUCAAUUGGACACGGACGGUGGCAUUUCUGGCAGCGUGAGCGUUGGAGGCACGAAUCACGGUCGUCGUCUGUACAAUUCGAACUCGAUGCCUUCGAACGCGUCAAUCCUGGGCGAUAACCCGACCAUGCGACCUCCUGUGCUUGGCGAUGCGCCGUCUUACCCGAACUCACCCAGUGUUGCAAGCUUCCAGCAUACGCCUCAAAGUCCGGCCAUUGCAACUGGAGCACGUAGUGUACGCAGCGCUCGCACGUCGUCUCUCUUGGGCACUGGUGCCGGUGUCAGGACUCGCGGUAAUACUCGAAGCGCGCGAGGCAGCUUUUACGGCAUGUUCAGUGUUACAGGCAAUCGAAAUCUCGAUACAGAUGACGAGUCCAGUGAUGCUGGUAGCGAGUACGGAGGCGGCCAUGGUAUUCGUGCGUCACUUAAGCGAUGGUAUUCCACGAUGGACGUACUGGACUUCGGUCGGCGCUCCAAGUUCAACGCCGAGUACUUUGAUACAGAUGAGGACCACUUGCACAGCGACGACCCGCUUCUGGAAGACGGCAGGGGUAGCUAUCACGCUGCGACUCGUGAAGGUCUUCUAACUGAAGAAGCUGUGGAAGGAUCCGACGAUGAAGAUGCCGAGUGCCAGAUCGGCCACGUGCAGACUGCAGCCACAGUCCGCAAGGAGGACGAGACGCGUGCUCGUGGCCAACUCUCGGAGAUCCGUGGUCAUCUUGUGGAGUUCCCACUGGACUUUUUGGUCGAAGAAAUCCUCAAGCCGUCGGUCCUACCAGCCGACAUUCAUAUUUAG
Messenger RNA from Phytophthora infestans T30-4, 5424 nucleotides. RefSeq names its product phospholipase D, Pi-PXTM-PLD. Lineage: Eukaryota; Oomycota; Peronosporomycetes; Peronosporales; Peronosporaceae. Gene Ontology annotation, cellular component: plasma membrane. The transcript has a single exon. Gene Ontology annotation, biological process: phospholipid catabolic process. Bases 1 to 5424 code for a protein of 1807 amino acids. Gene Ontology annotation, molecular function: D-type glycerophospholipase activity. The record is from RefSeq and is a predicted model, not a curated record.